AUGUUGCGAAGCCGACCUUCUGCUAGCGUCCCGGCACAACUUCUUCCCCGUUCUGGUGAAGAGAAGCAGGCCAGUACCAUUCGUUGCUCUAAUUCCUUCCCUUCCCCCCUUUCUGGCCCAGAAGCACAGCAUGUCGGCUACCCGGCUACUCCCAUCGAAGCAUCCUUUGUCUGCGCCCAGUAUUAUUGCGUAACCCCAAUUUCUGUCUCCUUCGUCUAUGUGAAUUGUAUGUGUGUCUAA
This is a messenger RNA of Protopolystoma xenopodis, 240 nucleotides long. Lineage: Eukaryota; Metazoa; Platyhelminthes; Monogenea; Polystomatidea; Polystomatidae. The record is from the annotation of a GenBank genome assembly.